Molecule: messenger RNA, 1797 nt
Organism: Glycine soja
Lineage: Eukaryota; Viridiplantae; Streptophyta; Magnoliopsida; Fabales; Fabaceae
Product: ethylene-responsive transcription factor CRF1-like
Exons: 1
Coding region: 687-1556 (289 amino acids)
Biological process (GO): regulation of DNA-templated transcription
Molecular function (GO): DNA-binding transcription factor activity; DNA binding
Source: RefSeq, a predicted model, not a curated record
AGUUAUUCUUCUUCUACCGGUUGAGAGUGAGAGCAAUAGUCUCUCUCUUUACCUUUGCCGACCCAUAUAGUUCUUCCUUUGGUUUCCGCCCUUUCAUUUUUGUAGUAGUACAGUACUCGCUGCAACCAUCAGGGUUCCGUUAGUUUACCAUGUCAAAGCCAUACAGAUAAAGUACGCCAAGCACAGGCACUUGCAGAGGUCGUAAUUUCUCGGCAACGCAACGCUGCCUUUUUCUUUUCCGGUGAAGAAACUGUUAACUUUUUGAAAAUUUAUCUUUAUUUUGGAUGCUUUUGUUUAGGCCCACAUAGUUCACAGGCUGAGCUGAGGCUACAGCUCUCGGGUCUGGCUCAUAUGCCUCCACUUUUUUCGUACCUUGUGUCCCCUCCUUCACUCAUCAACUUGUUCUGCACCUAGCCUCUCUCUAUUUUUGUUUAAAUUACUACUCCAUUAAUAACUUUCUCAACCAUAUCUAUUCAAUCCAUAAAUUCACCUUAUAUUUCUCUCUCUCUCUCUCUCUCUCUUUCCUUUAUUUAUUAUUCUCUUCUCCCUCCCCGUGUCCCAAAGGAAUAUAUAUCUCUCUCUUCCUUUUUCCCUUUUCCCUCUUUACUCCCUCUCAGUACUCCACCGUUUCCCCUACUACUCCUACUCCUUUCAACGUCAAUGCUACCCCCCAAGAAUCUAAUAACAUGACUGCGCCACCGACGAAGUACACUCACCACACCAAACUACUCAUACCCCCCGAAGAAGACCCACCCAAACACCAUUAUCCCAGACUCGUCAGAAUAACCGUCACUGACACCGACGCCACCGACUCCUCCAGCGACGAAGAAGAAGAACAAACAUACCACUGCAACUCUUCCACGCGCCACCGACAUAGGAAGUUCGUCAAUGAGAUUUCUAUCGAGUCGUGCUCCAGCGAGAACGACGGCGUCGUUUCGAGGAAGCGAAUUCGAAGAAGAAGCACCACUACGCCCAAAGCGACAAGAGCUUCAGACACUCGGCGCGUGUCCGACGGUAAGAAAUUCCGCGGAGUGAGACAGAGGCCGUGGGGAAAAUGGGCCGCGGAGAUACGAGACCCAGCGCGACGCGUUCGGUUAUGGUUGGGUACCUACGACACUGCUGAGGAAGCCGCUUUGGUGUACGACAACGCCGCCAUUAAGCUGCGUGGACCCCACGCGCUCACCAAUUUCAUAACGCCACCUUCCGGGGAGGAAACUCAUUGCAAUAGCAAGAAUAUCUUUUCUCCCACUUCCGUGCUUCACUGUUGCUCCUUGUCCGAGGAAGCUGAGUCCGUUACGGCCAAAGACGAUGACUACUCCUCGGUGUCGGAGAAUAAGGUCAAAGCUGAGUCAGCGUUUCCGCCCGAAAUAGAUUUUGAGUUUCGAGCUUGUUCGACUGUGCCGGAGAGUCUGUUGUUCUGCGAUGAUGAUUGGUCUAGUGAGUUUCUCAAUUCUUAUGAAGAUUUCGGUUUCAAAAGUUGGCAUACGGACAGAAAUCGUGACUUUUUCCAAGAUAUCGACGAUUUGUUUGUCUCGGAUCCCCUCCUUGCUCUCUGAGUUCUUCACUUCUUUUCUAUAACAGACUAUUCUCGUCGUUGUGUUGCCUCCACUAUCGGCAAAUUUUGUGUCGUCGGGAAAUAAUAGCCAUUGUAAUCACUAAUCUUUUUUUCUCUGUGUGGUUUUUAAAUUUAUUUUCGUUCUGGCCAUUUUUGUAAGUUGUAACAGUCAUGUAGUAGUCGUGUUCAAUCCUUGAACGUUGAAGCUUUGCAUUUUAUUAUAUUAAUUAUUUUUAACUAUA